Tachysurus fulvidraco (yellow catfish) is the source of this 2835-nucleotide messenger RNA. Its product is annotated as zinc finger protein 239-like. Gene Ontology annotation, cellular component: nucleus. Lineage: Eukaryota; Metazoa; Chordata; Actinopteri; Siluriformes; Bagridae. Bases 123 to 1607 code for a protein of 494 amino acids. The record is from RefSeq and is a predicted model, not a curated record. The transcript is spliced from 6 exons. Gene Ontology annotation, biological process: regulation of transcription by RNA polymerase II; central nervous system development. Gene Ontology annotation, molecular function: DNA-binding transcription factor activity, RNA polymerase II-specific; RNA polymerase II cis-regulatory region sequence-specific DNA binding.
GUGUUCUAUGUAAAAAUGUGUUCCUCCUUUAGAGAAGCACAGAGAAAGAGAAAGCAGACAUUUUUAAAAUCUUCACUGCUCUGAUUCGUUCCAUUGAGAGAAGUCAGGCUGAGCUGCCAGAGAUGAUGGAGGAGAAGCAGAAAGCAGCAGAGAGGCAGGCUGAAGGACUCAUUAAAGAGCUGGAGAAGGAAAUCAGUGUGCUAAAGAGGAGAGACUCUGAGCUGGAGCAGCUCUCACACACUGAGGAGCAUCUCCAUGUCCUACAGAUUUACUCCUCCAUGUGCAGCCCUCCACACACCAAGAACUGGACUGAGAUCAGCAUUAACACUGAUGUGAGUGGGGACACUGUGAGGACAGCUCUGUCUCAGCUUCCGCAGACUCUGAAUGAGAAACUCACCAAAUCACUCAAUGACAAGUUAAAGGAAACAGUUUCCACAGAACUGAAGAGGAUUCAGCAGUAUGCAGUGGGAAUUAGACACGGUGUGAAAUCAGUAGACGGUAUGUCCGGGCGCGCGAGAGGACAAUCACGUGGCAGAGAGACUGGGGCCCGAGGCGCGCAACCACCUCUGCCUCAGAAGGAAGCUCAAGCCGUGUGGCCACCACCGCCUGAGAGAGAGCUCCAAGGGAGGGGAAGACAGAAAUCUGCCCCCGUGGCGGCGGCAGAAGGAGAAAAGCCGUAUCACUGCUCGGUGUGUGGGAAGAGUUUUACGCAGCAGAGUAGUCUCCAAGCACACCAGCGCAUUCAUACAGGAGUGAGGCCAUAUCACUGCUCGGAGUGUGGGAAGAGUUUUAUUACGCAAAGUAAACUCCAAACACACCAGCGCAUUCAUACAGGAGUGAGACCGUAUCACUGCUCGGAGUGUGGGAAGAGUUUUACGCAGCAGAGUACUUUUCAAGCACACCAGCGCAUUCAUACAGGAGUGAGACCAUAUCACUGCUCAGAGUGUGGGAAGAGUUUUACGCAGCAGAGUAAUCUCCAAACACACCAGCGCAUUCACACAGGAGUGAGGCCAUAUCACUGCUCGGAGUGUGGGAAGAGUUUUAUUACACAAAGUAAUCUCCGAGUCCACCAGCGCAUUCAUACAGGGGUGAGACCGUAUCACUGCUCGGAGUGUGGGAAGAGUUUUAUUACACAACAUGAUCUCCAAACACACCAGCGCAUUCAUACAGGAGUGAGACCGUAUCACUGCUCGGAGUGCGGGAAGAGUUUUACGCAGCAGAGUAGUCUCCAAGCACACGAGCGCAUUCAUUCAGGAGUGAGACCGUAUUACUGCUCAGAGUGUGGGAAGAGUUUUAUUACACAAAGUAAACUCCAAAUACACCAGCGCAUUCAUACAGGAGUGAGACCAUGUUACUGCUCAGAGUGUGGGAAGAGUUUUAUUAAACAAAGUGAUCUCCAAACACACCAGCGCAUUCAUACUGGAGUGAGACCAUAUCACUGCUCGGAGUGUGGGAAGAGUUUUACGGAGCAGAGUAGUCUCCAAAGACACCAGCGCAUUCAUACAGGAGUGAGACCGUAUUACUGCUCGGAGUGUGGGACGUGUUUUACGCAGCAGAGUAGUCUCCAAAGACACCAGCGCAUUCAUACAGCACAUACAAAAGAUUGACCUUUUCCUGUCUUUGGAAUGUUUUAUUUAUAAAUACAAUAUUUAAAAGAAAAAAAGGUGUUGCUAAUAAAUGUAUUACCAUCUUUUCAUAAAUCCUGUAAUAUUUUAAGCUCAUUUUGGGGUCAUUUGGUCAGAGAUUCUACACAGACAUUAUCAUUGGUCAUUAUCGCCUGUAGUUUUUUGUCCUACCCGUUUUCAUAAAUUCCCAAAUUCUGUGCAAUGUAUUGGAUGCUAAAUGUAGUGUACCGUCGUCGGGAUAUAAGAUAGUUUUAAACAAUCCGAACGAAGGAAGGCGGGACGUGUCUGAAUACGGGUAGGAAAACAAACAUAAGAGUAACCGCGAGCACAAACACAGCAAUGCCAACCUAGCCUUCUAAGUUGAUGCAGCUCUUCACGUCCGCGCUUUUUUGUUGUUUUUCUCGGCAAUAUGGGGGUUCCAAAAUUUUACAGAUGGAUAUCCGAGCGAUAUCCGUGUUUGAGCGAAGUUGUGAAGGAGCACCAGGUUUGUGUUCAUAAAUGAUGCUAGUUAACUUUAGCACUAGCAUCCGGCUAACACUUUACCUCAGUCAGGGCUGUGUAUGUUUACAGGUGUAUUUACACACGGUUGGUGAUUAAUUUUAGCUAAAGAAGGCAGAAAGGACAAUAAAUUCACCGUGGAAACAUUCUGAAGUUUUAAUUUCCAGCGCUUUAAUUACUCAGUUAGUGAAGAGUAAGUAAUUGUGGAACAAUCCCAACUCGAUGUGUGUUACAGCUGUAGGUCACUACAUAGAGCGCGAGGGGAGGGAACUUUGUGCUAACCCCAGUGCUCAUGACAGGACAUAAGGGUCAUGUAGUCUGUAGCUGUGACAACUUACAUGUGGGUUUAUCUCUAUAGCCACACAAAUAUAAACAAUGUUUAAUAUAUCUAUAAAUAUAUUGUUUAAUACUAAAUCUAUUUAGUAUUAUUCUUAUUGUAGAAUUAUAUUGACGUCAUUAUAGAAAGUUUUAUUUGUAAAACUGAGGUGAUUCAAAUGGACUUUUUAGAUGAGAGAAAAUAAAUGUAUAAUCGUUUAUAAUGAACUUUGAGUAUUUGUAUACUUAUAUAUCUAUUUCUUUGAUAUAUGUAGGUGUUUUUAUAUUAAAAUGUUUUUUAUUAUAAAGUACAGCAUGUGUAUAGAAAGUACAGCAACAACGAUCAAAUGUGUACAUUGUCAGUUAUACACGAGAGGAAUAAAAGACAAAAUCCAGA